Molecule: messenger RNA, 2614 nt
Organism: Dendronephthya gigantea
Lineage: Eukaryota; Metazoa; Cnidaria; Anthozoa; Malacalcyonacea; Nephtheidae
Exons: 1
Coding region: 971-2599 (542 amino acids)
Molecular function (GO): zinc ion binding; nucleic acid binding
Source: RefSeq, a predicted model, not a curated record
GAAUUUCUCAAUAAAUCUGAAAAGAAAAGAGAAGAGACAGCAUUGCUAACAAAAAAUUUUUAAACUAAGUUUAAAGCGUGAAUUUAGUUCAAAAGAUAAUUUCACUAUAUUUGAAAAAAACUGAGAAGUUGCCGGAAAACAACUGCAUUUAACAAUAACCUAUCACUGUUGGAAAUAUGUAGCUAUAUACGUCGAUGUAGAGAAACCCCAAGCUCUUACAUUGUGACAUAACUUUUACGCAAAAAAGUUUGUAAAGUUGGGUGCAAAGUCGUUUAAAAUUUCACUUAUUGGUGCAGACGAUUACUAGGUAGUCUUGCUGAGACUUUAGAGUUUGCAUCCUAAACGAGCACCUACAACCGAGUCAAAUGUGAUGACUCCAUCAGAUUCACCAAUCAUGAACGCAAAAGGUCAACCAAAAGUAGCGGUGGUAUAGUAGUACAAGUAGCGCUGGAAUUCAAAUCUGAACCUUGCUAUUGCCAUAGCCCAUAACUUUGUUGGGAUAAUAUCAACAAAUUAUUGCAAUAACGGUAGAAAUGAUCAGAAAUUUACAAGCAGACACGUUCCCAGCAAGCGUGAUGGCGUGUAGAUGACGUUUACACUUUGGGAAAAUUUGUUCGGAAAGUUGCACUUCUCGUGUUACUCGUAAUAUGUGAUGCAAUUUGUCUUUAAUAGGUUACCUGCAUAUAGCGUAGCAACCAUACGCUCUAUCGCUAGUAGAAAAGCGAGGAUACUAACAAUAGUACUGUGACAAUGCAACUUUAACUUAAUGGUCUCACUUAUUCAUGCAUGCAGAAUGACAAUUAGAAUUGUAAAUAGGAUAUAUAAAAUUAGGUGUGUGUAAAAAAAGUGUGUUAAUGCUGAUUACAAGUUAAGCUGAGAACGGUGUUUUAAAAAGAUAAGUUGGCUUGCGCGCUACAAUUUGGUAGCAGGAAAUGGUUAUUUAAGUGUUACUUUGAAGACUAAAUCAGGAAUGGAGACGCGAAGCCAACGCAGGGAAAGAAUCGAAGUUCCUACGGAAAGCGAGAAUAUCAGCGAACGCUUGGUUGAUCGUGAAACAAGCUCACGACCUAUCGAAUACAUUGACGAGCAAAUUCACUUCGUUGAGAGUUUACAAGCAGUGAAAAACGGCCUAAACGAUAUAAAGCAAAGUGAGACCAAUCUUAAAGAAAAAUACGAGCGAAUUUGUGGCGAAAAUCAACAGCUAGUUGAACGAAUAAAACUGUUAGAAGCCCGUGAGACAGAAAACCGGCUAAGUCAACUCGACUUGGAGACCAAUUACCAUGUUCUCGAAGAGAAAAUUGGCAAAUUAACGGAGGACUUGCAAAGAACCAGAACGGGGUGUUAUCAAGAGAUAGGGCGUCGAGUAGAAACGUCUAACGAGGAAGUUCAAAGCCUUCGUGUUAGCUUUGCUGAGAGUUUUGAACAGUUGCUUGACGUUGUUGAGAAGCUCGAUAAAAGAGUGCAAUCAAGCGAAACUAGUUUGCAAUGCAAAAUCGAUGAAAUGAGUGAAAUUCGUUUAUCGCAGACCCCAAUCAACGCAAAGAAAGUCCCAAAGGUUCCCAAAGCCCAGUCUACAGAAAUGAAAUCUGAGAAGCCAUAUAUGUUCCGUACACAACUACCACCCAGCGCUGCUGUUGACUCUUGUUUGGACAAACGGACGACCGCAUCGAGUGAUUCAAAGCAGAGAAAACAGAAACCCAUUCAAACGGCACCGAAGUUCGAUGGGGACUCGUCAUGGGAAGUAUUUCAAGCCCAGUUCGACAUAGCGGCAGAAAUUAAUGGGUGGAAUGAAGAUGACAAAGCAGUUUUCCUGGCCACGGCUCUAGUUGGAAAAGCUGCUUUGGUGCUGAGCAAUUUAUCUGAUCGCGAACGACGGGAUUACAGAACGUUGGUCAGUACUUUAACAACCUGCUUUGGGAUGGCCCACCAAUCGGAGUUGGCGCGAGCCAAAUUAAAAUGUCGGGGAAAGAACAGGGAAGAGUCUAUGGCUGAAUUGGCGGAAAGCGUGGAGACUUUAACAAGAACUGCAUAUCCUGACGCUUCGACAGACCUGCAAGACGUCAUUGCCAGAGAUAACUUUAUCGAUGCGUUGCCCGACGAUGAUAUGCGAUUAAGAAUUCGCCAGCUACGACCAUCAUCGUUACAAGUAGCUCUUCAAAACGCCAUGGAGUUAGAGUCCUUUCACCAAGCUUCACGACACCGUCAAAGAUGGCAGCGUAGUGGCUCUUCGUGGAAUGUGCGCCAAGUUGAGGAGACUUCCCGUAUUGCGCCUAAGACGAGUGAAGAAACAUCCAGCAUCGAGCGACUUGAGAAAUUAGUGGAUCAGUUGCUGAAAGAGAUGAAAAACCAGAAUCGUCGUCAAUCGCCUCCACGAACGUCUGGGCGCCCGCGCCCGAUGAGAUGUUGGAACUGUGGUCAGCUGGGUCAUUUACAGAAUGAUUGUCUCGUGAAACAGGAAGAAAUCAAAAAGGAAUUCAAGAAGGAAACUGAGGUGGGCAGAGAAGGAGCAGAAACCAGUCAAGGUGACCGAAACAUUAAGCAUCAGGGAAACGACAGGUGGUCGUCCGAGAGGGGCAUGGGCCGACCGAGAAAGUUUUAGAAGAAGCCCCCAGUG